AUGUCUUGUUUGCACCUCCUCGAUCAAUUCAGUAAAACUUCCACCGCUUACACUUAUAUUCCACCGCUUACACUUACACCCACUUACGUCCGUUAUUCCCGACCGUCCUAUAAGUACGAGGACUUUAUUUUCCCUCCACCUCAGUCAUCACCACAUCCGUGUCUGACUGAGAUCCUCGUACGUUAA
Messenger RNA from Laccaria bicolor S238N-H82, 186 nucleotides. RefSeq lists its product as uncharacterized. The record is from RefSeq and is a predicted model, not a curated record. The coding region runs from base 1 to 186 and encodes 61 amino acids. The transcript has 2 exons. NCBI's taxonomy places the organism in Eukaryota, Fungi, Basidiomycota, Agaricomycetes, Agaricales, Hydnangiaceae.